GUUUUUUAUCUCCAUAGUCAAACCCUAAGCGUGUAGACUUGAACACAGUGAGGUGAUGAGAAUAUUGUGCCAAAAUGUCCUGGACAUUGUAUAGUGUUUGCGUUCUGUGUGUGUGCUCGAUAGUACGGACUCAAGUUAUUCCGAGCAAGUCUAGAGCAAGCGAUGGUGAUUUCAAUAACGUUAACACGGAUGGAUCAUUUGACUUUGGAUAUGUAAAUAAAGACCGUGGAGGCAGUUACCACUUAGCCCGUGGAAAUGCAAAUAAGGUGGUAGGAGGGAGAUUUGGAGCGAGGGAACCUGGAACUGACGAAGUUAAAGAAACUAUAUACACUGCUGGACCGCGAGGAUUUCGAGCGAAAGGUCCAAAUGUACAUCGAAAAAUUGAUCUAGACCAGCGACCGCGAGGACCUAUUGGUAAUAAAGAUGAUCCCUACUUCGACCCUAACGAAGACCCAAGCUACUCUUUCAAAGUAGACACACGGACCUACUCUAAAAAUGAAAACGCUGACAGUCGGGGUGAUGUUAAAGGACACUAUUCUUUCGUGGACGACAUUGGUGAGCGACACGACGUCUCCUACAUCGCUGGAAAGGACACAGGUUUCCAUGUAUCAUCAGCUCAUCCUGACGCUCCUAAUCUCAUCGGAUCACCGUUUCAUCGCGCACCACUAGUAAGAGGGGAGAGCACUUCGAGAGGUCGAACUGCUGUGCAAAGAGGAUUGGAUGGUUCUUACAGAUUUAUAUCUGCGGGGCCUGACCAAAGAAGAACGGAGAGCAGUGACUCGCACGGUAACGUCAGGGGAUCUUACACGUUUUUGGACGAUAAAGGUGUUCAAAGAACGGUACACUAUAUAGCUGGACCAGGAAUUGGAUAUCGCAUCGUGAAGAAUAGCAAUGACCCCUUCAUCCCCUCUUAUUUCCCCACCCUUCCAAGCGCAUAUGAUCCAGCAUUCAACGCAGGCGGCAGUUCUGGGUCAACACCCUACACUUCAAAUGACGAAAGCAGUGAUGACGUAUUCAAAGGUCCAGAUGGUACAGCUGCAUCAGGGCACGUCAAACCACCUCCAUUUCCUACACCCGAAAAAGAAAGGCCCAGCAAGCCAGUGACCUCCGCUCCCGUUAUUGGAAAUUCUGAAGAGGAUUCUGGUGGAGAGAGCUAUGGUCAAGCACCGCCUUAUGUGCAGGAUUCUGGAAGUGAGGACUUGCCCGAAUUGGGCUACGUUGACGAGGACGCUUCUAGUUUUGCUGGCCCCAAGCCAACUCCUGGACCAGGCAAACCAUGGCGUCCUACCAGCAAACCUUAUAGGCCGACGAAGAAACCUUACGUACCACUUAAACCUACCCAAGGAACGAAUAGUAUACACGAUGAUUUCGAAGUUGACGAUGACGAUAACAGUAAGCCUGAAUAUGCGAUAGGAUUUAAUAUACAUCACACAAAACCUGGCACCACAAUUAUUAAAAAUAUAGGGGAGGAUUACUUUAGCAUACCACCCGGCGUGUCAGUCAGGGCUCAUGUGCAAAGUAUUGACUUAUACCCAUUUGGUUCGAAACCAAUUUCACCUUCUGAAGCUUUGGAAAAUGAUAAAACAUAAUUUUUAAAUAAAAAAAAAAUCACUUCAAUUAAAAUUUUUACAACGUAUUACAUU
Molecule: messenger RNA, 1643 nt
Organism: Nymphalis io (European peacock)
Lineage: Eukaryota; Metazoa; Arthropoda; Insecta; Lepidoptera; Nymphalidae
Gene: Cpr73D
Exons: 8
Coding region: 75-1589 (504 amino acids)
Cellular component (GO): chitin-based extracellular matrix
Molecular function (GO): structural constituent of chitin-based larval cuticle
Source: RefSeq, a predicted model, not a curated record